CAACACGAAUGGAUUGAAAAUCAAUAUUUUCAGGGAAUAAACCCUUUAGACGUGAAAUGCUGCUACACUAGCUAGAUAUGAAGUAAAAAUUUACAUGUUUACCCAGGUGUACAUGAGGAAGUUUAAAUGGAAAGAUUGCAAAAAUCCUCAAAAUGUGAAAGUUGCAAGUAUAGUUGACCAGGAAUUGUUCAGGGAAAAUAUAGUCUUUGUCACUGGAGUAAAUGGUCGGCUAUAUCAGUAUAACAAAGUGACUGAGCUGUGGCAUGAGCAUUAUCAGUCUCAACAUUUGAUUCUGUCCCAGUUUCCUGGAACAGUCAUAAGACCAUCAACAAAAUCACUCUCAGGUUCUCUCUUCAUGCUUUCAAGAGAAGGUGGUCUUGUUGAGUACCAGUGGAAUACUUGGUAUGGAUGGAACUGGGUAGAACAUGGCACACCUUAUAAAGGUGUUACACUGGUUGGUUCACCUGGUCCUAGCUUUGAAGGCAAUCAACUACUUUUGAUAGGCUCAGAUGGUAAAGUAUAUCUGAGAUACAUGGACAACAGUGCAUGGAAGUGGAAGGAUUGUGGUUUCCCCAAUAUGGGAAAUAAAAUUGUUGAAGCACAUAGUGGAAGAUUCAAUGAGGAGAAACCAGAUCAGAUUGAUGGAAAUUGUGCAUCUGGCUUGAACAAGGACCAGGAUAACAUUGUUGGCCUCAGCUUAAAUUGUGAACCAAAGGUGGCAUCCACAAGACCAAUUCCAUUUUCUGAAGGUUCUGUCAUAUUUGAGCUCAGAGAUGGCAGGUUAGCAGAAUUACAACUUGAAGAGGAGAAAGAAUGGACUUGGUCACGGAUAAUUGGCACUCCAAAUAGUUUAUGCUUGGAAAAUCAUUGGAUUACACUUGCAUCAUCAUAGCAUCGUCUGCAAUCUCUCACCACAUGACAGGGAUCUUAUCACAAGCACUUGGUGUACUGACAAACAUUCUUGUUAACAGCUUAACUCCUCCAGAGGCUGAAAUAGUUGUGAUGUGCAGCUGAAAAGCCCGGGGAGAAAAGCCAUCUGAACAAAUAUGUUAAAAAAAUAUAAACAUCAAAUAGAUAAUAUAUAAAAUGCAUAUUUAGAUUAACUUGUUUCUAUAAAAACAGUGUUGUUUGCUAUAAUCUAAAAUCUAUGACUUAUAAAUAAUGUGUUGUUUGCUAUAAAAACACUGCCAAAGAGAUGAAUAGGAAUACAUCAGAAGCUUUUUUACCGAUCUGAGUAAAUGUGUUUCUUAAAUUACGAAAAUGGUGCAACUUUAAAAAAAAAUUGAAGUUGGGCAAGCUUGUCAAUGGCACGACAUCACGAAGAUGAA
Messenger RNA from Vigna umbellata (rice bean), 1328 nucleotides. The record is from RefSeq and is a predicted model, not a curated record. Lineage: Eukaryota; Viridiplantae; Streptophyta; Magnoliopsida; Fabales; Fabaceae.